ACGACAGCCACUAGUGACCACUGAAACGAAUACAGUUUAACACGAAACAUCUAUCAAAGGAACUUUUAAAAUGAAGGUAGUCGCGUUGUUAGUAGUUUGUGUUCUGGAAAUUCAAGCUUAUCCCUAUCCUUAUUAUGGACAAAACGUGGAUUCAUACUCAUACGGAUCUAUGGACAGGAAUCGUGGAGCUAUGGUGUUAAGCCGCUACUACAGUCCAUAUUACAACCCACGUACAGUUGGUGGUGGUGGUAUGGCUGCAUUCAUGUUCAAGCCCGAAGAAUACCAGCCCCAAACAAGUCAAUACUACUUGCCAGACAGACGCCGGCAGACUCCCCAGGAUAUUAACUAUGCGCCACCGCAACAGAACGAAGUUUACUACCAAACACCUGAAGUUCCCUCUGAGCCGGAGCGAACCUAUGUCCCUGAGUCUCCAUUUGUGCCCUCUGAAAAACCAGCUGCUACAGAAGCCACUGAAAUGGCAGACCCAACUGAAAGAAUCGAAGUCCCGACUACAGCAAAGGCGGUAGCAGUUCCAGAAAUAACAGAACCCGAGGCAGAGGAUGUCCCGGAACCAGCUCCAAAGAAGCGAGUCACAAAGAAGAAACAGGUUAGGCCUGAUGAAGACGAGGAAGAGGGUGACGAUUAUCCCCCAAGAAUGCCAACAGGUGCCUUCUUUCCGAUGUUCUUUGGAUAUGGUGGAAGAUCUGGUCAACAAGGUACUCCUCAGGGGGCCACAGCAAUCGCGAACGCUUUCAGCACGGGUCGUGGUGGUGUGGCCACAAGCCAUGCGACGGCCUACGGACCACCAAGAACCGAAAGUAAAUUGUAAAUAGAACAUAUGAAAAGAUUUUAGUUAUAUAUGUAUAAUAUGUAAUUUAAUUGAAUAUGUAAUGUAACAAAUAUAACUUAAACGCUAAAAGUAAGUUUUGCCACAGAUUGUCUUUGAAAAUUAUAAUGUAUUGUUGAACAUUCAAUAAAUUGCCAGUAUGAUCUUA
Molecule: messenger RNA, 995 nt
Organism: Pieris rapae (cabbage white)
Lineage: Eukaryota; Metazoa; Arthropoda; Insecta; Lepidoptera; Pieridae
Exons: 2
Coding region: 71-829 (252 amino acids)
Source: RefSeq, a predicted model, not a curated record